This is a messenger RNA of Paraphaeosphaeria sporulosa, 1158 nucleotides long. RefSeq lists its product as uncharacterized. The transcript is spliced from 4 exons. The record is from RefSeq and is a predicted model, not a curated record. Lineage: Eukaryota; Fungi; Ascomycota; Dothideomycetes; Pleosporales; Didymosphaeriaceae. The coding region runs from base 1 to 1158 and encodes 385 amino acids.
AUGGGCGACAUCCACAGCUCCGAGGGAAAUAGUGAUAGCAAGUUGCUGUCCAACCCCAAUAGGGGCUACUACGGCAAAUCCUACCCCGGCCAGAGAUUCUUCGUCCAAGAGCCCGGUCCUUUCGGUGAGAAAUCCACCCGUGGUGGAACCUUGAUGGGAUGGUCUUUUAUCACCACACAUGGUGGAAAAGUCACGGGAUAUACCUCAAGCUAUGUGUUUCACAAGGACGGCAAGCAACCCAAUUUCGCGAUCGAAGAUGGAGAGAUGGCUGUAUACAACGGGAAGCGAAAAGGCAAAGAGUCAGAGAAUCCGUCUUCUUGGAGACGAUUGUCGGACAGUAGACUGGUGGAAAGUGUUGCGCAGAUGAGGAAGAAAACCCUAAAGGCGGAUGGGUGGACAAUGAUUGCUCCUCAUGAGUGGGCGAUAGAGGAAAUGCCGCGGAAGAUGAGCGUGGCACCGGAAAGUCCGUCCGAAGGUUCCGCAUCUAAGGAGACCUCCGAGUCAAAGGGGGACAGGAAACCUCAAUAUCAGAGUGCUCCGAUCGUUUCAUCCUCGUCGAAGGAGAGUCUGUUGCAGAGGUCUGCGGAUGAGGAUACCGAGCUCUUUGAGUCACUCUUCUCAAAGAAGAGGCGAAAGGAACAUGCCGAGAAAUUCUUCAUGUCGCUGCUGGCGAAGGGCCAGCCAUGGCUUGGAGCCAGAUCGUCGCUGGCGCAUCCAAUCGUAUUCGACCCCAACGUUCCGUGGGAAAUGCUCCCCUACAAGGCGUUCACCCAUACCACCCCCCAAUGCGCAGCACUCGGCCAUUUCCUCUCGCGAUCCGAAACUGACAAGCCUACAAACCCCUUGAUGAAGUCCCCAAACUUCACCAUCAUCAUCCGAGACAUAGGCCGCUUCGACCAUACUGGCCGCCAGCCGGGCCUCAUGAUCCAGGCAACAAAUUUUAGCAUCCGCCAGCUCGAUAGGGGAUUUGUGCCUGGAGAGAGGAGGGUUGAGAUCUGGAGAAACGGGGAGACGUUUUGUUUUCCUGGUGUGAUUGCCGUUAUGGCGGAUAGGUGUGCGUGGUUCUUGGGGGACGAGGAGCUAAGAAGGGGCGAGUGGAUUAUGGAGAUGGAAAAAAGGAAAAAUCUGGUCUCGGGAGUGGGCUUGGGGCAGCCAUAA